CGAACUGCUGAGUCUAAUCGUCGCCUUUCGACCAGUUCGGUAAACCGAGCCAUGGAAGAAGGACAAGAACGACGGAUUCAAUUAAAUUCUGGACGAGCUCAGUUGGAUGAGUAUUUCAUUGGGAAUGAGGUGGUUACAGCGAAGUACACCUGGUACAGUUUUCUGCCAAAGAACUUGUGGGAGCAGCUUCAUAAAUUUGGAAAUGUGUAUUUCUUGUUUAUCUCGGUGGUCAUGUACUUGGGUGAGACCACUGAUCUCUAUGUGGGCACCAUCCGAGCCUUCUCCACGCUCGGUUUGCUAGUGAUGAUGAUGGCCGUCACGGCCGCCGUGGCUUUGUAUGACGACAUUCAGAGAGGCCGCGCGGACAAGGAGAUCAACAUGUCGAUCGCCACAGUCCUCGUGGAGGGCCGCGAGGUUGAAAAGAAAUUCAAGGACCUGCAGGUGGGUGACAUCCUCAUAGUGAAGAAGGACCAAGACUUUCCGGCUGACACCAUCCCCUUGCAUUGCUCCGGGGAAGGUGGCAACUGUUACGUCUCCACCGCCAACUUAGAUGGGGAGACCAAUCUGAAGCUGAAGACAGCCCCGUCGAUCACACAGAAAGCCCUCAUGAAUUCUUCAGGCUCCCCUGCAGGCAGCUUGAGCAUGCUGAAGCGGAUCGAGAUCGUGGCCGAGGCACCCAAUGGCAAUAUCCAUGACUUCAAUGGUAACAUCACCGUGGAGAACCAAAAGGCCUCUUUGGGCCAGAAGCAACUGCUCAUGCGUGGGACCGUGUUGAGGAAUACCGACAAAUGCACAUGUGUGAUUGUUUACACAGGAAAUGACACCAGGAUGGUGAAGAACUCCCGGCCUGCGCCAAUGAAACAAUCCAACUUGGAGAUCACCACCAACAAGGCCAUGUUCAUCGUCCUGUUUGCUCAGACAUUGAUUUCUUUGACCUGUGGAUUUCUCCACAUUCAAUUCAAGCCAAAGCAUCAUUGGUAUUUGGAGGAGGAGCGCAUCAUCCUGCCUGAAUGGCUUGCUUGGUGGUUGACCUUCUUCACGUUGUUUUCGAAUUUGAUGCCGAUCUCCUUGUACCCUACUGUGGAGUUCUGUAAUGCCUUCCAGUGCCGAGCGAUCCGGCUCGACGAGAAGAUGCAUUACAAAUUCCCCGACAGCAACGAGCUGUUUGAAGCUCGCACGAGAAGUACGAACCUCUCGCAGGAGCUGGGUCAGGUUGGCUAUGUUUUCUCAGACAAGACAGGCACUUUGACGCAGAAUGAUAUGAUUCUGAGGCGCUUGUCCAUCGGCGGCAAGAAAUAUGGGACCUUCUCCUCCGGGCCGAGUUUCGCCAAGGACAAGAAGAUGGAGGCAUCCGAACCGCCUGAUGAAGCUCGACGGCAGGCGUAUAUUACGUGGAGGUCUUUUGAUGAUGUGUGUACUCACCGGUCCCAACAUGUGACAUGAGAUUUAGUUUUACUGAAUUUUAUUCAUGUCACAUGAAGGUAGGUGGACAUGAAGGUUUCAUUGAAGGACAAAAGAAAGCCCAUGCACAACAAAAACUGUUGUGAAUCCUGAACGUCAAGCCUUUGGGGGGGCAGCAGCUUCUUUUUGAUCACAGGGAAGAAGAAACUGUGAAUCAUAUUGAUGGAUGCCUGGAUGCCUGGAUGCUGAGAUUGUGUAUCACAGGUGCAGAAAGGUGCUGUACAAAGGAUAUAUGAUGGACAAAGUGUCCAAACACCUGUUGACCCUACUGCUUCGAAUCCCUCCAUAGAUUGUUGGAACGCUGCUGAGCGCUGGCUUGGCUGUACAAGAUGUUUGGAGCGCCCAGACCCUCAAUGCUGGAUUCAAUGGAGGGAAAU
Messenger RNA from Durusdinium trenchii, 1838 nucleotides. The record is from the annotation of a GenBank genome assembly. NCBI's taxonomy places the organism in Eukaryota, Dinophyceae, Suessiales, Symbiodiniaceae.